Sorghum bicolor (sorghum) is the source of this 762-nucleotide messenger RNA. RefSeq lists its product as uncharacterized. The record is from RefSeq and is a predicted model, not a curated record. Bases 1 to 762 code for a protein of 253 amino acids. The transcript has 3 exons. NCBI's taxonomy places the organism in Eukaryota, Viridiplantae, Streptophyta, Magnoliopsida, Poales, Poaceae.
AUGGUGCCCUCCUCUGUCCACUCCUCCUCCUCCUCCUCCGACAGCUUCUCCACCGCCCCCACCUCCGCUGCACAGAUUCAAAGCCUCUCCAUCUGUCAUCAUGCUAGCGUGCGCACCACAACAACUCUGUCCAACGACUGCGAUUGCGAGUGGCGCGUGAUCGAUUCAUGCGUCGUCAACUGGAUCCUCGCGUCCGUCUCCAAGGGUGUCUUCGACGUCGUGCGGCGUGAUCGCCACGGCGCGUUCACCCUCUGGCACACCAUCGAGGGGCUCUUCCAGGACAAUGAGCUACAGCACGCCGUCUACCUCGAAACCGAGCUGCGAUCUCUACAGCAAGGUGACAUGUCCAUGAAUGACUACUGCACCAAGCUCAAGCGCAUCGCUGAUCCGCUGCGCGACAUCGGCCACUCCAGCACCCACUCCUUCCUAAUCCUCGAGGAGCUCAGCUUCCAGCACGACUCCAACGCCGAGGCAAGUCAGGCGCUCACCGCGUCCCAUGGCGAUCACUCUGGCAGCUCCUCCAACACCAACUUGGCUUCCUCCAGCACCAAAGAUAGGUCCUCUGCCUCUCCUACCCCGUGCUCCACCAACAAUCGCUCCGGCAAUGGUGGCGGCAACAACCGCUCCAACAAUCGCUUUGAGCGGCGUCACGAUCGUGGCGGCGGCGGUGGCUCAUCACGGCCCAAUGCCAAUGCCUCCAACACCCAGUCCACGCCAUGGGCCGCAGGCUACAACCCAUGGCAAGGCAUGGUGCAGGCCUAG